CGACCGCUAAAUAACUCCAGGGCUCACCGCGGCCUCCCGGCGAUGGCCUCGCUUCCCAGGCGCGGGCUGUACCCCUUGGAGGACACGGAAGGGGCCCGGCAGGAGGUGCGGGGCCAGUUCCAGCGGGUCCUGGCCCCCUUGGCCUCCUUCCCCGCCGCUUACACCCGCCUGAGGUCCUCGUUUCGGAAAGAGCUCCCUUUGCCCGACGCCGCCCCGGCCGAGAAGCCCGUCCCGGUGCCCAUCUCCCUGGCCGCCCUGCUGCAGCUGGUGCAGCGGCGGCUGGAGCUGGGGCCUUCGUGGGCCCACCUCCCCUCCCGGCCUCAGGCGGCCUUCCGGGGCAUCAUCCUGGCCGAGGUCAGGCACAUCUUUAAGGACCUCCAGCGCUCGUUGCACGACCAGGCCUUCGGCGCCCAGACCAACCGGGAGCUCUACCAGCACCUGGUGGCUUACAUCGGCCUGGUCAGCCAGCACCUCUUCCUCCACUACCUGUGCCUCCUGGAGCACCGCAGCAAGAUGGGCGUCUUCACCGACUGCGCCAACCUCACCCGCUUCUCGGCCCAGCUCACCCUGGACUGCUCGGCCUUCCUGAACGUGGCCGCCGUCCGGCACCGGCUGGUGAUGGAGAUGAAGACGGCCCGGAGCCGCCGGCCGGAAUCGGCCCGGAGGGACCUCGUCCCGCUGGCCCAGGUGCCCAAAGAAACCCUCGGGUGCCGCCUGGGCUUCACCAUCAGCCACUUCAUCCGGCUCACCAAACCGUUCGUGCCGACGGCGAGGAAGAAGGUGGCCGAAGAGGUCAAAGAGCUGGAAAACUUACCUUCGCUGGACAUGAACAAAGUCAAGCAGUUGAAUCUGCCAACGGCCAAGGAAAUCAGUUUCCUGAAGAAAAUGACCUGCGCGGCGGUCAGAGUACCUUGCCCUUCGUCCUCGAGAGAGAAGAUGAAGCCCCAGCGGAUAAAAAGGACAACGUCUGGCUUGAAGAGGAGCCAGUCCCUGCCCAAUAUGAGAGCCGGACGGCUCUUGGCAGAUGAACUUGGAAUCCACAUAAGGCCCCGGCGGCUCAGCCCAGAUCUGCCUUGCCACUACGCCGACUCCGCUGAAGACUGGGAACUCAGAGGCUCGGAGCACCUGGAUGAGGAUCUCCAAAGGCUGGUGCAGGGCUGCAUUGUGAAAAGCAGCCCGGGGCAAGGAAAGCAAAAUGACGAUUUAGAACUGCCUCCCCUCAUUAAAGCCUUGACGAGGCGCAAGGCGAACGAACUCCAUGAGGAGCAUCUCCAGACGACGCUCAGUGCUCUCCAGCGGGAGGAGUAUGUCGAAAGGGAGCGGAGAAACACCAUUAUCGCUGCCCCGGCCUCUCACCCUCAGGCGGCCACCAUUAACGUCCAAGUUCACGACAGGAUGGUUGUGAAAGCGGCCGACUUGCAGGUGUCAGACAGAGUCUUCCUGGAAGCGGUGGUGCUAGAGAAAUGUCCACCGAUUUACAAUCACCUCCUUGGGGAGAUAAACGACGCGACCUUGAAGUCCCUGGAUGCCAACCUUUCCACCGGAGAAGAAGUCCGAGAGAUGUACAAGGAACUGAUGAACACGAUCCCAGAAGACCACCUGAAGUUUGAUGCGGGGCCCUUGAUUGAAUCCCCCGCGGUCGACAUAGAUCUUUCAGGCUGCUUCGCUUCCUCCACACUGACCAGAAGGAAAAAUGAGCAGGUCAUUAAUGACGAGCUGAGUAAAAUCUUGCCCGCUGGACCUUAUUCCCCCGAGGAAGUGGUGGACACCCCGCAGACUCCAAAUCUUCCUUUCAAGAAGAAAUCCAGUAAAAAGGAAUAUGCCUCUUGGCUCAAAUGGUGGAAGAAAACGUUCAACACGGACGAUUACUUGACAUACAUCGCCACCAAGGAGUCGGAUUAUUUAGCCGUGAUUUUUCAUUUGUACAAUUUUGGGGGAGAGGAAGAAGAGGAAGAGAAAAUGCAGCAGGCGGCCGUUGAUGAGGCUGAAGUUAGGGCACAGGAGAAAGCGAAGAGGGCGGCCAUUAAAGAAGCCUUAGGGCUUCCACGCAAGGAGGACAAAAUUGAGUCCGGACAUUCAGAGGGGAUCGCGAUGGAAAGAGUGAGCACUCCAGAUGCUGCUGAGGAUGUCAGGCUCUGGCAGGGAGGCCUGGGGACUUUGGGCGAUUCUGACCACAAGCCAGAGGAUCUCAGAGCCCUGCAGAGAAGGUUAGAGAGACUUUGGGUGGUGCUUCACUUCUCCGAACGAGAAAGGAUGGAUAUGGCCAUCAAAUACAGUUCCCAUCCGUAUUACUUGUUGCUCCCAGAUAUGCUGCAGGCUUGGGAGGAGGCGGCCCGGUCCAUUCAGGACCGGGAGCUUCUGCUGGCUGAACUGGAAAAGUUUGAGCUGACGGCUUCGGAUCCAAACCGCUUAUUCAGUCUGGAGCCCCGGGCCUAUGCCCGGCGGAUGCAAGAAGGGGCGACCAGGAACCGCUUGCGCUCCGAGCUGGCCCAGUACGACUCGGAGCUCUACGUCAUCCUGACCCACAUCCGAGAGGCCUUCAACGACACCGUCACGUUCAAAGGACGCCCCUACCUGAAGAAGAUGGAGUGGGACACCGUGGAAAUGCUCUACUGGUUACAGCAGGAGCGCCGUGCCAGCGCAAUGAGCACAGCCGUCUACAGAGGGAGCCCUGGAAGGAAACUGCCCCCUCUUGGUUAAGACAGGCACCGUCUUAUCUCAGGCAGAUUUUUCAGCCCCAAACGAUGGCGACGGACGAUUCGGUCCGUUUAGGUUCCUUCCUUGGGACCCUUUGGCUCCAAGACAGCUUUUAGUGAGGUUCGAAGAACACAAGCUGGGUUAGGAAACAGGAAAGGGGGGGCAGCUGGGGGAUCAGCUGCCUGUGGGCCUAUUGGAUCAUAUGGGCCAAGGCGGCAGUGAGCGGCCACUCUGCUCAUGGUGCCUUCCAGAGAUGUUGGUGAGAUUUGCCUUCUUCCCAGUCAAAUAGAAUCUACGGAAGACCAUGAGGUUCCUGUUAUCUAU
Pogona vitticeps (central bearded dragon) is the source of this 3021-nucleotide messenger RNA. RefSeq names its product coiled-coil domain containing 87 (gene CCDC87). The record is from RefSeq and is a predicted model, not a curated record. Lineage: Eukaryota; Metazoa; Chordata; Lepidosauria; Squamata; Agamidae.